AUUUUAGGCCAGCCCAAAAAUGAAGUGAUCGCAAUUUUUUUCCAUAGAUGCACAUAACGCGAAUACUAUUUUUUUUAUGAUUGAAAGAUUACUGGUAGCCCGGAGGCCUUUCCAGCUUCACCAGGACACGUGGUGUAAAGACGCACCUAAGAUUAAUUUGAAACCCGAACCCAUAGAUUUCUCAACGCGAAUGACCCAUCCAACUUGAAAUAUGAGUUCUAAUUUUCAAUUUUGUAGUACAAUGGUUGUCCCACUCUGCAAGCCGAAAUGCAUUACUGCUUCACAGCAAAAAUAGGCAGGUUACCCGUGCGGACUCACAGGACGUCCUAUCACCGGUAAAAUUAUAUUUUAAAUUAUUAGUAGGUUGUAGUGGUGUGCAUGCGCAUGCGCAUUACUAGCACUUGCGAUUCCGUAUUUUGUAUGCCAUGCUCACAUUUACCAAAACGACAUGGUCGUUGUGAACUCAAUGUGCAUUUCCCUUCUUUGAAAUUUUAAAUGUUAGUUGAAUGCACAUUACCCUAACGAGGAGGCGAAUGUGCAUUUACCGGAAAAUGUGUACAUUUGCCGCAAUAUCUACUUUUGCCGUACACACAUGGUAUUUAGGCAUCUGUUCAAUUUUUUUAUUUUUUCUGUAUGCACCUAUUUUGAAUUCUAAUCCAGAUUGUUGAAUAUUUUCGGUAGGCAGCGGCUUGGCUCUGCCCCUGGCAUUGCUGAAGUCCAUGGGCGACGGUAACCACUCACCAUCAGGUGGGCCGUAUGCUCGUCUGCCUACAUGGGCAAUAAAAAAAAAUUUUAACUUUUAAUUUUUAUGGCUGUAAUAUGGUUUUAAGAAUCGUUAAAAAAAAUAAUUAAGUAUAUUUAAAACAGUAUAUAGAUAUCAACUAUAACGCUAUUCUAUCAGAAUGCUCAAAGCUGCCUGCAAGUGUGUAGAAAAAAACAUUUUUUAAACAUAUUUUUUUGAUAACAGCGUGUAAAUAUAGAUAAAAACGGGACAAUCAAUUUGCGUUUUAAGUCAGUAGUCAGUGACGAUCAGUCAAGGCGAAAGAGCGGUCGUGUUCGGUAGAGAAAAAAAAAUACAUUUCAAACUACCCAUCUCGGCGGUAGUUUGACAGUGACGAAAUCCAGUGUUCUAUAUAAAACUCUCGUGCGAUUAUCGAAAUAAAUAUUAAAAAUCAUGAAUGUGACCACGGCCAAGGUCGUGUCGAUGCUGGCGCUGGGCUUAGGGAGUUUCUUUGGUGGUAUGUUGCCUUCAUGUUUUUCGGAAAGCGCAAGACAACGGCACCCUCUCGUGCUAUCCUGCCUCCUCUGCUUCGGUGGUGGAGUGCUUCUGGCCACUUCCCUCGUCCACAUGUUGCCAGAAGCAAGGGAAAAAUACCCGAACUACUCAGAGCUAAUGGUCUGCAUUGGUUUCUUCAUUGUUUACUUGGUUGAUGAGAUAUUCCAUCUGUGUUCCACUGAAAUCAAUCAUGGAAGUCCGGCCAAUCAGGGCUUGAGAUAUGGAACUGAGAGAUCGUCUUUGCUGAAUCGCGAUGGAGAAUUGAGAGAACGAUGUCCCGGUGAGGUGGAUAACCCUCAAAUGUGCCACGUGAGUCAUACGGCUCCGUGCAAUAGGAGUUCAUCAGGAACAAUAGGAUUGUUAUGCGCUCUCUUCGUUCACAGCCUACUGGAAGGUCUGGCUAUUGGUCUUCAAGAAGAUGGAACUCAGGUGCUGCUUCUGCUAGGAGCUGUCGCCUCUCACAAGUUUGUCGUGGCGUUUUGCCUCGGCGCUGAGCUGUGCGCUAGUCUGCCGGGCCGGAUGUGCGCCCAAAUGGUGUGCAUCCUUAUAUUCAGCGGUGGCUCCGUCGCCGGAAUCGGCAUGGGAGCAGCCUUGGAAAAUGUCAGAACGCUGAAGGAUUCUGUGGCGGUACCGAUUAUGCAGGCACUUGCGGCGGGAACACUGCUUUACGUGACUGUGAGCGAAGUUCUUCCACGAGAGAGAGCAAAUUGGCACGAGCGCAAGAGCACCGCUGGUAUUGCACAAUUUACAGCAGUAGCAGUCGGCUUCGCGGCUAUGUAUUUGUGCACUGUAUUCCUAGGUAUGUGUGGAUAUUUUGGAGUAUAUGUAUAUUUAUAUUAUCCGCUGGAAGCAGGCAGUGGAGAACUGAUUGUUGUGACGAGGCUUGGGGGAGGGCUAUGUCCAACAGUGGACGUCUGUUGGCUGAAAAAAGAUACAUGGGUAUUUUUAACGUGAACAGGUACUGUCACUCGUCGCUAGAUGUCAUUAGUACAUUAAAAAUUCUACUUUUAAUACGCAGUUAAAUUUCAAUACUUAUUUUUAAAAAAAUGUUGGAAAUGUUUUAUGCAGACUGUCAUUCGCAUUAGCAUUGUUUGACUCUUUUUUUUCCACCACGGCACGGAAGCCUUUUGGUAAUAAUGAAACAAAUAAAAAAGGCAUUCAUUGAAUACAUUCUUAUAAUUUUCUUAUUUUUGUUCCAGAUCAUGACGGUUGAUUUCAUCAACAAUCUAAUUUUUGCUUAUAAAUUUUUUUAUGUUUUGUAAUGACAUUUCUUUAUGAAGACUCUUAGAUUAAGAUGUAAUCUAGUUCGUGGUUAGGUAUUAGGUAAUAAAAGUAUGACAAUAAAAUAAAUAUUACUAUUUC
Messenger RNA from Bombyx mori (domestic silkworm), 2638 nucleotides. It is a transcript of the gene Zip88E, whose product is annotated as zinc transporter ZIP3. Gene Ontology annotation, biological process: zinc ion transmembrane transport. The record is from RefSeq and is a predicted model, not a curated record. The transcript has 3 exons. Lineage: Eukaryota; Metazoa; Arthropoda; Insecta; Lepidoptera; Bombycidae. The coding region runs from base 1175 to 2230 and encodes 351 amino acids. Gene Ontology annotation, molecular function: zinc ion transmembrane transporter activity. Gene Ontology annotation, cellular component: plasma membrane.